CUCGGCCCCCGGAGCCGCCCUCCCCGCGGGAGCCGGGGCGCCCGCCGGGCGAUAACGCCGCAGGGCCGCGGCCGCGGUUGGAGCUGCCGUGCGCCAUGGCCGCGUCCCGCGGAGCGCCCCGGGCCCCCGCCGUCGAGGCGCCGCCGCCCCAGCCGGACGCGCGCACUUUGGACCGCGGCUCGGUGAGCGCAGGGCGAGGGGGGGAGCCGGGGCUGCGCGAGGGAGGUGGCGGGAAGGGGCGCUGGCCCCGGCGUUCAGGCUUCUGAGCCCCCCCAGUAGAGCCGAAAGGCCGAGAUACUCGGGAGCGCCAAAGAGAACAGGGAAACUGAGUCCCAGGCUAUUGAGGUAACUUGCUGCAUUGAGUCAGCUAGGCUGGCAGGACCGGGGCCAGUCUCUGGUCUCCUGAUUCUCAAAUUAGGGCUCUUGCCCGCCACAGUCCAGGUCUUCCCAGAGCUCUCUGGCCCCCCGGGAAGGUAGGACUUCCCGCUGCGUGUGGGGGGCCGCCUCCCCUCCCCAGUCUCCGAGAGCAGCUGGCACCGGGCUCGCUGGAGACUGUCCUCAAGACGACUUCUGGCAAGUAAGCCCCGCAGUGAGGGAGGAGGGCAGGUGGGAAGCCGGGGGUGUCCUCAGGCCGUCCUCACCCCUGCGUGGAUGGGGCCGCGCGCCAGCCGGUCAGGGUGGCUGUGUCCAAGAGGGGGCAGGACCCAGGAGCUUCGUGGGGACAAAGCUCCAUCGCUUGCUCCAUGCUCAACGCGACCGUGGUCUGUGGCUUCACUUCAGCCCCUCAGUUCUCUCCCUUAACUCAGUGCUUCCUGUCAGACACCUCAGAGUAAAGGCCUGUGGCCCCCAAGAAAGAAAGGGAGAUAGGGAGGCCCCCUGGGGACCCUCCUUUCCCAGGGAGAUUUAGAAAUUCAAGAGGAGAUGGAUGGCAGGAGGGAAAGCCAACCUUGUUCAAAGAAGCGCCAGCAUUUAGUUCUCAUAACGACCUUCUCCCGUCUUUCACCCCAUUUUACUUGGGAGGAAAUGAAGCCCAGUCCCGCUGAAGUGCCCUAGAAGUACCUUCUAGUAGGGCUAGAAGUGGCACACAGAAUUUGAAUCCCAGUUAGUCCAAUGCUAAAACUUGUGCUCGGUUAACUGCGAAAGACUUAAGAAGUUCAAGUAGGUGAAACUGCUGUCCACAGGGCUCCAAGAGUAGUUUCAGCCGGAAGUUCUCCUUCAAGCGACUUCUGUGUGCCAGAAGCUUGCUAGGAGGGUUGGGGGGAGGGGGGCAGAGGCACAGGGGGUGCUGUGGGGUUAUCAUACCGGAUUCUGCCUCUUACUAACAAUUUCUGGAAGUUGAAAUAAUGUUCACACAAGCGUCAGAAAAGGAGAUGACAUCCUGCCUCGUGUGUGGUUUUCUUCCGCGGGUAAGGAGAGUGUGCAAAGGAUAUGAUAAACCAUUAUCUGGCAAGAACCUCCCUUCAGAAGUGCCCAUGUGGGGUGUCCUGCAAGAUACUAAAAUGGGUGAAGUCAUAGUCCUCUCCACUCUCCCUCCCAUCCCCAAGCAAAGGAUCAAAAGGAAGGACUCCCAGCAUCUUUUGAAGAAACAGCCUUUUCCCUAGUCUUCAUGACAUUGAUUUCUUCAACAAACGUAUAUAGCAUCGGCUAUAUACCAGACAUGGUGGUGAAUAAAAAUUAUAGCACAUGCUCUCAGAGAGUUUACGUUCUCUUGGAGAGGCAGGAAAUAAAUGAGAAUGUAUUAGGUAUUAGGUACACUAGAGAGAGAAUUGGGUAGUCAGGGAAGGCCUCUGUGAGGAGAUGACAUUCAGGCUUGAAUGGCAAGGAGUCAGCUCUGCAAAGACUGAGAGGAAGAGCCCUCUAAACAGAAGCAACAGAAAGUGCAAAGGCCCUGAGGCAGCAACGGGCAUGUUGGUAUUGAGGCAUAGCAAGGAAGGUACCAAGGUUGAGGAGAGCUGUCUGAAGUGAGGUGGGAAAGGGGCUGGGGUCUGUUUGGGUGGGCUCCUGUAGGCUAGAUGGGAAGGACUUGGAAUUGUAUUCAAACUGCAGUGGCAAGCUGCAGUUGGAGAGUUUUAAGCAGAGAUGAGACAGGAUAAAAUUUGUGUUAUAAAAAGAUCACCUUGGCUGCUGGAUAGAGUGUGGACAGUGGGGAAUGAGCAGAAGCUGGGAAGCCACUUAGGAGGCCACUGAUAGAUUUGGUGAGGGAAUUGGAAAAGAGAAAUCAAGGUUUGUGGCCUGAGCUGCUGAGUGGACAUUGGAUAUUGGGGCCAUUUAAUGCAAUAGGGACAAUAGGGUUAGGAGUUGGUUUAGACAAUGGAUGGAAAUCAGCAGCUGUGUUUUGACCAUGCUAAGCUGAAAUGCCUGGUAGGCAACCAUGUGGGUCUGUUAGUAGGCAGUCGAAUAUUCCAGUCUGGAGUUCACUGGAUAGCUUAGGGCUUAUGAGAUAUGUAUCUGUCUCACGCACACGCACACGCACACAUGCACUCACAUGCACACACACACCACUUGGAAUCAUGAACAUUACUUUAUUUCAGUGGUGGGCUAGUAAACAGUCUCCCCAGGAAAAUAAAGAAAGCAACUCUGAUUUGUAGUGUUUGCUGAUUCCUGUGGUAUAAAUUCACCACAGCUGAUUUCAGGCUGCCAGUGGUUCGAGGACUGGCCAAGGUCCUGGACAUUUAACCAUCAGCUCCUGCAGCAAAUAACACUCAGCUUCAUCAAGACACCUCUUGAAAUUGGCAGGAAUACUGUGUUUGACACAGAAGGCUUCAGGAGAUACAGUGCUUUAUUCAACGUCACACCAGGAGUUGGUAGCAAAGUUGGGAGCCUCCUGACCCCCCAGUUCACUCUGGCUUGCUGACUCAAGAGAACAAAGCAGACUGCAGGAGGAAGCACUAAGAGGGGAAAAGGAAGAACUUGUCCCGUGGAAUGUGGGAUCUUUGAGAGGUCAUAGCUUAGGAUUUUUUCCCCCUCUCUGUCUCACUUCCCUUUACGAUGAUCUAGGGCAAAUGAGGACUGAGAGGUUUCUGGAGGAGCCCUCAAGACAAAGGGACCUCAGGAUGCUUAUGGAGGCUCAGGAGGGUACGGGCGACUGUUGUGUAUCUGCGCAGGCUGGGGGCUUAGCUCCUGUGUUCCCCCCCCAGGACAGCAGAGCCGGUCAGCUCUCAUUCUGUACCAAGGUGUGCUAUGGCAUUGGUGGGAUCCCCAACCAGGUGGCCUCCAGCGCCACAGCCUUUUACCUGCAACUGUUCCUGCUUGAUGUGGCACAGAUCCCUGCUGCCCAGGUGUCACUUGUCCUAUUUGGAGGGAAGGUGUCUGGGGCAGCUGCCGACCCUGUGGCUGGGUUCUUCAUCAACAGAAGCAGGAGGACAGGGUCUGGACGCCUCAUGCCCUGGGUGCUGGGCUGCACGCCCUUCAUCACCGUGGCCUACUUCCUCCUGUGGUUCCUGCCCCCCUUCACCAGCCUGCGGGGCCUCUGGUACACCGGCUGCUACUGCCUGUUCCAGGCCCUGGCCACGUUCUUCCAGGUGCCCUACGCGGCGCUCACCAUGCUCCUGACCCCGUGCCCGAGGGAGCGGGACUCGGCCACCGCGUACCGGAUGACCAUGGAGAUGGCGGGGACGCUGAUGGGAGCCGCCGUCCACGGGCUCAUCGUGUCGGGCGCCCACGGGCCGCACAGGUGCGAGGACGUCGCGCUCGCCGGGUCGGCCGUCGUCUCCCCCGACGCGACUCGUCUCUACUCCAUUGCAGCCGCCGUGCUUGCUCUGACUUACCCUGUGUGCACUAGUUUGCUCUGCCUCGGGGUGAAGGAGCGACCAGACUCCUCCGGCCCAGCCUCAGGCCAAGGCCUGAACUUCCUGGCUGGGCUGGGCCUCACUGUCCGGCACCGGCCCUACCUGAAGCUGGUGAUCUCCUUCCUGUUCAUCUCAGCAGCCAUUCAGGUGGAGCAGAGCUACCUGGUCCUGUUCUGUACACACGCCUCCCGGCUCCAUGAUCACGUCCAGGGCGUGGUGCUGACCAUCCUGGUCUCAGCUGUGCUGAGCACCCCACUGUGGGAGUGGGUUCUACAGCGAUUUGGGAAGAAGACAUCAGCCUUCGGGAUCUGUGUGAUGGUGCCUUUUGCAAUUCUGUUGGCUGCUGUACCCACAGCACCUGUGGCAUAUGUGGUGGCCUUUGUGUCUGGCCUGAGCAUUGCUGUGUCCUUGCUGCUACCCUGGUCCAUGCUUCCAGAUGUGGUGGAUGCCUUCCAGCAGCAGCAUCAGCAUGGCCCGGGCCUGGAGACCAUCUUCUAUUCAUCCUAUGUCUUCUUCACCAAGCUUUCUGGCGCAGGCUCCCUGGGCAUCUCCACUCUCAGUCUGGAGUUUGCGGGCUACGAGGCAGGAGCCUGCACGCAGGCGGAGCGGGUGGUGGUGACCCUCAAGGUCCUCAUCGGGGCCGUGCCCACCUGCAUGAUCAUCACCGGUCUGUGCAUCCUCAUGGUGGGCCCCGCACCAAAGGUGCCGAGCCAGGACCCCUCCCGCCGGCAGAGCCUUCAGAGGAGGACCAGCUACAGCCUCGCUUGA
Enhydra lutris kenyoni (northern sea otter) is the source of this 4556-nucleotide messenger RNA. RefSeq names its product major facilitator superfamily domain containing 2B (gene MFSD2B). The transcript has 13 exons. Lineage: Eukaryota; Metazoa; Chordata; Mammalia; Carnivora; Mustelidae. The coding region runs from base 3003 to 4556 and encodes 517 amino acids. The record is from RefSeq and is a predicted model, not a curated record. Gene Ontology annotation, cellular component: membrane. Gene Ontology annotation, molecular function: sphingolipid intramembrane carrier activity; symporter activity. Gene Ontology annotation, biological process: carbohydrate transport.